AUGCAAUUCACCUUUUCUGUGCUGUUUCUGGCCUUUGCCAUCUUCGCCUCGGCCGACGACACCGCAGCGCCGGCCUCGACAUCCGGAAUCAACAUCGCGCCGCUGUCGUCUAUACUAAACUCCCUCGUCUCAGGAAUCGCAGCUGCAACUCCAGCCGCCGGCGCUUCCUCGCCGGCAAAAACCGCAAACCUGAGCAACAUCGCUGACCCGCCGCCGAACUUCAUCCCCGUUAUCAUGACUUCGGUGCCCAUGUCAGUUCUCGGUGACCUUCUCGACCCGGCGUCGCGCAGCUCUCUAGCUGCCGAGUUCAAGAAUGGCACCACGCCCACCUGGUACCAAGGCCUGCCCACAAGCAUCCAGAGCUAUAUUUCAGCGGUCAAUAAGCAGAUUAAUGACGGUGCUCUGUCGGCCAAUACUUCUGUUGCUGUAUCGACGUCAACUAGUUCUGGCAUGGCACGCGCGCUGGUCCCGGCACCGACGGGGGCGUUGGCAGUCAACGUGGUUGGCGCUUUGGGUAUCGCCGGACUGGCUUUGGUUUUGUAA
This is a messenger RNA of Talaromyces rugulosus, 543 nucleotides long. RefSeq lists its product as uncharacterized. The record is from RefSeq and is a predicted model, not a curated record. The transcript is spliced from 2 exons. NCBI's taxonomy places the organism in Eukaryota, Fungi, Ascomycota, Eurotiomycetes, Eurotiales, Trichocomaceae. Bases 1 to 543 code for a protein of 180 amino acids.